Molecule: messenger RNA, 1153 nt
Organism: Schistocerca nitens (vagrant locust)
Lineage: Eukaryota; Metazoa; Arthropoda; Insecta; Orthoptera; Acrididae
Product: ankyrin repeat domain-containing protein 65-like
Exons: 3
Coding region: 101-1153 (350 amino acids)
Biological process (GO): regulation of proteolysis; proteasome-mediated ubiquitin-dependent protein catabolic process
Cellular component (GO): nucleus; cytoplasm
Molecular function (GO): ubiquitin protein ligase binding
Source: RefSeq, a predicted model, not a curated record
GCAGGGCACCGGCGCAGUUCUGACGGAGCAGCCAGACGGGUGACAGCGUGCGAAGCAGUGCCGCACCUCGGCGAGGAUACCAGAGAGAGAAUCGUCAGCAAUGGAAGCAGUUAAGGACGUCACAGAGAUGGUGGCCGUGGACCUGGGUGCCCUCCUGGACGCCGGGGACGACGCCAUGGUGAUACUCGUGGCAGGCGAUACGCGGCUGGUGGUGCACAGGGCCGUCCUGGUGGACAGGAGCCCCGUGUUCGCCGCCAUGUUCGCCCACGACACCCUCGAGGCGAGCACUGGCGUGGUGAGCAUCGCCGACGUGGGGGGCCCCGUGCUGAGGCAGCUGGUCUCCUACCUGUACACCCUGCGGGCCCCCCAGCUGCCCACGAUGGCCCCCCAGCUGCUGGCCGCAGCGGACAAGUACGGCGUGUCGGGGCUGAAGGCGGAGUGCGAGCGGCAGGUGGCCGCCCAGCUGACCGUGGAGACCGCGGCGGCCACAGCCGCCCUCGCAGUCCGCCACUCUUGCAGCGACCUCAGACGGGCCGCCGUCGAAUUUAUGAAGACACGAACCCGUGAGGUAAUGGCCACUCAGGGGUGGGCGGAUGCCAUGUGGAAGCAGCCGCAAGACUUGAUCGAAGUGAGCCCACUGCUGUACGAUCCACCACCAAAAAUCAGGAGGCUCUCUGCAAAGGAGAGAUGCAGCAGGCUGAUCCAGGUGGCCGAGCAGGGGGCAGUGGGGGAGCUGAGAGCACUGCUCGCCGCGGGGGCCGACGUGGAGGCGAGGGGCGGGGUGUGGGGUUGGACUGCCCUGCACUGUGCAGCGCACAGGGGAGACGUCGAGGUGGCGUGGCUGCUGGUGGAGGCGGGGGCGGCGGUGGACGCCAGAGACAGCUGGUGGCAGAGGACGCCUCUGCACGUGGCUGCAAUGUGGGGCGGCACUGCUGUGGCGAGGCUGCUUCUGAGGGCGACUGCUGAUCCCAACGCCAGGGAUGGCAGAGGGUGGACGCCACUACACUGGGCAGCAGCCAAUGGCCACGCAGAAGUUGCGGCUGUACUACUCGAUGCGGGGGCUGACAGGGGGGCCACAGCUGGUGAUGGUCGGACAGCACUGGACCUCGCCAGUGAUGAAAACGAGAGGAGGCUGAUGGAGUUGCUGUCAUGA